Oldenlandia corymbosa var. corymbosa is the source of this 1327-nucleotide messenger RNA. NCBI's taxonomy places the organism in Eukaryota, Viridiplantae, Streptophyta, Magnoliopsida, Gentianales, Rubiaceae. The record is from the annotation of a GenBank genome assembly.
AUGUAUAAUAAGAGUCACAAUUUGGUGGGAAUUUUCAGAAGAGGGAGAGACCCGUUUGUAGAGAUGAAGCGAUUCUUCAAACCAGUUGAGAAAGAUGGCUCUUCUAAGAAACCCAAUCUCAAUAAUAAUGUCACUUCUUCCUCCCCAAUUUCAUCUGCAAAAGAAGGUGACAAUAAUGAUGCCGAAUUCCCCAGUUCCGGUGAUGGCAACCAGAGAGAAGAACCUUUGAAGUUCUUGACUUGGAACGCAAACAGUUUGCUUUUGAGAGUGAAAAACGAUUGGCCUGAGUUUACCAAGUUCGUCGAGAACCUUGACCCUGAUGUUAUUGCCGUGCAGGAAGUCAGGAUGCCUGCUGCCGGUUCCAAGGGUAAACCCAAGAACCAAAGAGAGUUGAAAGAUGACACAAGUGCUUCGCGCGAUGAAAAGCAGGUCAUGAUGCGUGCUCUGUCGAAUCCAACAUUCAGAAAGUACAAUGUAUGGUGGUCUCUUUCAGAUUCAAAGUAUGCUGGAACUGCACUUUUGAUUAAGAAGUGCUUUGAACCGCAGAAGGUUUCUUUCUCUCUUGAUAAUACAGGUUCAAAGCAUGAGCCAGAUGGCCGUGUGAUUUUGGCCGAAUUUGAUACAUUUAGGUUACUGAAUACCUAUGUGCCCAACAACGGCUGGAAAGAAGAGGAAUCCUCUUUUCAAAGGAGAAGAAAAUGGGAUAAGAGGAUGCUAGAAUUUGUAAUACAAAACUCAGAUAAACCUCUUAUUUGGUGUGGUGAUCUUAAUGUGAGUCAUGAAGAUAUAGAUGUCAGUCAUCCUGAAUUUUUUGCCACAGCAAAACUCAAUGGUUAUAUCCCUCCAAAUAAAGAGGAUUGUGGACAGCCUGGAUUUACUGUAGCAGAGAGGAGGCGAUUUGGUGAUAUACUAAAACAAGGGAAGUUGGUUGAUGCUUAUAGAUACCUGCACAAGGACAAAGACAUGGAUCGUGGGUUCUCAUGGUCAGGCAAUCCUAUUGGAAAGUAUCGUGGAAAGAGGAUGAGAAUUGACUACUUCAUUGUAUCUGAAAAGCUUAAGGAGAGGAUUGUUUCCUGCGAGAUGCAUGGGCACGGAAUUGAAUUAGAUGGAUUUUAUGGGAGUGACCACUGUCCGAUAUCCCUUGAACUAUCUUCAGCCAUUGCCAAAGCGGACGAGGAAGCGUAAUUUUUAGUUUUAAUGUCAAGAUGGUAGGAUAAUGUUCAUGUUAAAUGUGUUAGUGAUGAUUCUAACUGAUUAGUAGUAGAUUAAUGAAGAUCAUUCAUGAUUACUUAAUCUUUGUCAUCUGUUGUGAUUCAGUCUAUUCAGG